UAGUGAUAUUAAUACUUUCAAACGUACUUGGAGCCUUACGAUUCCUACUCACACUCGUCAUCCCGUCAUCAACCACAUACCACUAGACAAUACGUAAACCUGUAAACGAUUACACACUAAAUGCCAAGAAAUGCAGAAGUCCAUAUAUGGCACGGGAAAUACCCUGUUGCAGGAAUAUGCAAAAAUAGAAAACACCGAUUGGUGGGACUUCAAGAACAAUUGUCAAAAGAGGGACAUACUACUUAUCUCCACGAUUUGAGUGACUUUUAUGAAAUCACCGAAAUAAAAGUUAAUGAAGAGGUUGUUCAUCACUGCAAAAUUACUGAUUUUCAGUUUGGUAUGCAAAAUAAUUUGUUUUUCUCAGUUUAGGAAAAUUUUCAGGAGGUGAUGGGGAGCUGGAUCCGCUAUGCAAACUAAUUGUAGAUAAAGUCAAUACUGCAUAUUAAGGCCUGUCAAGUGCCUUUCUCGAAUACAGAAGACGAAAUAAAUUGUAUUUGCAAAGUCGUAUUGCUAACUUUUGACACUGUUAAUCACUUUAAUGGUGUCUACUAAACCCUGUAAAACAUUGCUUAUUUAUUAUAUGUAUAAAAAGCUUGCCCUCACGGGUUCAUAAGGUUUUACUCAGCUCAAAAACAUUUUAUUGGAUCCCUCCGUUUUUUUUGUUUUGUAGACCGUAUUAAUAUGAUUAAAUCGUAAGGUUUAGGAUUUUUAAUUUGGCGUCUUGGUACUAAUGCAUUACAUUUAACGUAUCUAAAUGGGGUAAUUUUAAAAACUGACUUUAGAUUAUCUUUUUCUCUGUGAUCCGCGCCUGUUGUUGAUAAGUUCUGAGAUUUAUGACGAUCUCAUUUUGUAUAUGUGUGAAACACACCUACAAGUCAUCCGUGAGUGUGUGGACAGUGAAGAUCAUUGGCUCUACAACUAUUGUCAAGAUCAAUUGAAUAUGUUUGAGGCCUCAUCCAAAGGCUCUUAAUGUUCUCCACAUUCAGCGCUUAAAGUCAACAUAGGCCGUUUCGGGCUUUGAUAUUCAAAUGUGGGAGAACCUAUCGACCAAGCUAGAUAUCGAGUGACUUAGCUUGGAUGGCUCACUAGUUAUAUCUCACUUGGGAUUCCCUCUGGGUUCUCACGAGAAUAUUUGUACAUAAUCGGCCACUAAGAAGCCCACUUGAAUAUACCUGCGUGGUUUUGUGUUGCAAGUGUUUGUGUUUUUUGAUGUAUUGCCAGUCAAUCUAGGUUAAGAUUCGGUAAUGAAAGUUUUCAUAUGGAUUUUUAAAAGUAUAAAUUGGCCUACUAAUUCGAGAAACAGAAAAACACUCGAGAUAAAUCUUUCCAAGCACUCAUUAUAAUUUAUCCUCUUAUCAGUGCCACAGUAUAAUUGUCUAUUAUUCCAGAAUGCUUCCUUUUUUAAUGUAACUGUAUACUGGGUUAGUUAGUUCCUGUAUGUCUUCUUGAAUUUUUACAUUUCCUUUGAAGGGUUUUAUGAUUUUACCCUAUGGUCUGUUCGCUCUCAGUUAUACCAUUUUUCGAAACAAAAUUUGUGCGUUUUAUCACAGAAUAAAUUACGCUAUAUUUAAUUGAGUCUAUUUAGCUAAAAUCUGCAAUUGUUAUGAUUCAUCACAAUGGACUCUGCUGCAUGAUUUAAAAUGUAGUAAAUAAAGAAGUAUUAAAACUACGUGUAAAAAUGAUUUUCAUAGGUUAACUUAUAGAAAUAUAUUGAGGAUAAAUCCCAUAUCAAAGAUAUCCUACUUAUUUUAAUAUAAGUAUUCUAGAACUGGAUAUUGACUUCAACAACUUUAGAGCGUCUUAUUCUUCUCGCUUACAACAUUUAAAUUAUCCAGGAAACGAGUACAUAUCUAAAAGACUGGAAUGAUAAGGAAAUCAACAUAGCGAGUAGAAUAGAAAGCAAGUGUUUACAGAAUCUGCUUUUCGAUAUCAGUCCACAAAGAAUAUAUCUGUACUAAUAAUGCUAGGAGUAUAUAGAUAUCAAUACCAUGGUUGGAAUUGAUAGUUUCAAAUAAAUUGAGCAUUGGGUAGAAAGUUAAUAAUAAAUAUGUUUUUGUUAUAAAUCAUUUGGAUAUAACAAAAAUAUAUCUAUGAUUAAUGUUGGGAGUAUGUUUUUGUCAUCAAUUUUAUCAGAUAUUCGGCUUUAUGAGCAAUAAGUCUAUCCCUAUGGUAGGAAAUUAUUGUAAGUAUUCCACUGAUACAGGCUACUGUGAUUGCAUUUUAAAAAAUUCUCAGUACACGAGACAAAUAUUUUUCACCUUAGGAAGUCUUAUGCACAGAGAAUUACAACAAUUUUGCUUUCUUAUCUAGGAAAUGACGUCCUAAGUUUAAUUAAUGUAAAGGGGAGAUGAGGUCACUUAGCUCCAAAAUAUGUUUUCAAGUUGCACAAUUGUGCAUACACGUUACUUGUUUAAUGUAUUUCAACAAAAAGGCGGAUAAAUAUUAUGGUCGAUGGACACUGUUGAGGCGUUUCAAGCCAGGACGAAACGGCUUACCGAUAUUUUCUUAUUUUUGGUAGACACAAUUUUGCAACAGCUCUCGCCAUACUAAACUGUUCACCAUAAUCUACCCACCAAGAUUCAAACUACUUUAAUAACAUAGUUAAUGUGGAAUUUAAAUAAUCAUUUCUUAGCUGUAACAAGUCAUGUUAAGUCAAUCAAAAACAUUUGCAUUGAGCUCGUAUUUAUUGGCGCUAACCAACAUUGAUGAAGCUAUUCCUCACUAAUGACGCCGUGUAGUGUCCCACCUUUUGCUCACAAUCUUACACAACUGAGUCUUACACAUCUCCAAAGGAAACAGAUGGUUCACAAGGUUUUAGACUAAGUUUAAUGGUCACAUAAUAGUAUUGUGAGGACAGAUCUCCAUGAACAUAUGUAAGUGAACCCCAUAACUACUUAUAUUUCUGGUCAAAGAUGUAGUACAAAUAAAUCAGGUAUUCUCUUUUGAACUCAACGAAAUGAUAAUUUAGUAAAUUCUAAGUGUUUUACCUUAGCUUGGUAGCUUCAACGCGACUUAAAUAAUCUAUGGAAGCAUGUUAUUGCAGUCACAUGUUUGUCCACGUGGAGACGAACUGUUUGACUGAAUAAUGCACAAACGACUUAUUACCGUGUGCCAUCCUUUAGUUUGUUGACUAUCCAUCUCUGUUGUUCCUUCCCAAUAACUCAUUAAACUGUUUACAAAUUGUUACCGAUUGGAGGAUUUCUCUCGGAUGUUACUGAAUAAAUUUCUGGGAUAAGUGAUUUACUAAGAUUGUCAUUAAACCCUGAUUUAUCACUAUAGCUUACCUACUUAUGCUGUUGAACUCUGUCUAGUAGUUUUCUAUACGUAAUCGUACUCAACCAGUCGCUUAUCACUCAAAAGGAUCAUGUUGUCCCACUGUCUUAAUCAUAAAUUAAGUGAAUAACUAUAACUGAUUGUAUUAUGGAAGAUUUUAUUUCAGAUAAAAUGUUUUGAAAAGUGAGUUUUUCAUGUUGUCUUGAAUCUGCCUUUGUCCGUCUUUUGACCAUGAUUUGUUCAAGCUGAUAAUCCCCUCAUAUUACGUAAUGAAAUUCAUUUACUACAUGUUUACAUCGAGUUUAAUCACCCAUAUAACCUUACAACAUGUAGCUUUUAUUAUAUAAGAGGACUUGAAAGUGAGGCUAAUAUAGUAAAUGUGAAUUCCAGAUCUCAUUUUUCUCAUGCAAUCCUUACUUUGAAAUCGAUCAUUUAAUCGAUAUCCCCUUGUAGUGAACGAGAACACAAAUGGGGACAACCAAAUGUACUUGAACACAAAAUUACAUAAUCUCUUAGUAAAAUCUGAGAACGAUGUAUAAAAUACUUCAUUCUCAAAAUGUCAAUCAGUUGUUUCAGACUUGACUGUUCCUUCGUUUUCUCACUAAUAGUUCUCUUUUCUUCGAUCUCCCUAACCUGUCACCAAGUAUUUCACUUUCGAUUGAUGAUACACACUACUUAUAUCUGUGGACAUCAGUAGCACACACCACACACUGUCUUAUUCAAAUUUGAAUGAGUCAGGAAAAAAACGAGAUCCAGUCAUUUAGAUACUAAUUCUGAAUGAGUGGCAAUUACAAACAAUUUUGUCUCAUAUAGACUUAAAAAGAGAUGUGCAUUUUCACUUUUCUCCAUUAUUCUAACUGAGCGAACCACUGAAACACAGUUAAUAUAAUUUACUAAAUGGUUUGGUGUCAAAUAUUUAACCCGUUUGUAGCUGUUCUUUCUACCAUACCGAUAAAACCACGAACCAAAACUAUUAUAAGCAAAACCGGUUAAUCAGGCCUCAUUUUAUCAAAAACUGUAACUUGAACAAAAUUGUUAUUGAUUGCUUUAUUAUCAAGUGUAACUAUUCCGUGUGCAUAAAUGCAUACCAAUUUCACUGUGGGGUCUACUCACGCCUUCUCUUGUCUUUCUCUCCCAGAUUCCUACUCACACUCGUCAUCCCGUCAUCAACCACAUACCACUAGACAAUACGUAAACCUGUAAACGAUUACACACUAAAUGCCAAGAAAUGCAGAAGUCCAUAUAUGGCACGGGAAAUACCCUGUUGCAGGAAUAUGCAAAAAUAGAAAACACCGAUUGGUGGGACUUCAAGGUACUUUCAAAAUUUUAGAACAACGUUAAGUGACCUAGAACAAUUGUCAAAAGAGGGACAUACUACUUAUCUCCACGAUUUGAGUGACUUUUAUGAAAUCACCGAAAUAAAAGUUAAUGAAGAGGUUGUUCAUCACUGCAAAAUUACUGAUUUUCAGUUUGGAGGUGAUGGGGAGCUGGAUCCGCUAUGCAAACUAAUUGUAGAUAAAGUCAAUACUGCAUAUUAAGGCCUGUCAAGUGCCUUUCUCGAAUACAGAAGACGAAAUAAAUUGUAUUUGCAAAGUCGUAUUGCUAACUUUUGACACUGUUAAUCACUUUAAUGGUGUCUACUAAACCCUGUAAAACAUUGCUUAUUUAUUAUAUGUAUAAAAAGCUUGCCCUCACGGGUUCAU
Messenger RNA from Schistosoma curassoni, 4976 nucleotides. Lineage: Eukaryota; Metazoa; Platyhelminthes; Trematoda; Strigeidida; Schistosomatidae. The record is from the annotation of a GenBank genome assembly.